CUCCUAAUCAUGGAGACAACGCUUUUCCUACAGGCCUGUUCGUUGGACCUCAGUGGGGAAAAAAAGGCCAAUAAGUGAAUUUCCUCUAAUUUAUUUUCUUUCUCUUAAUUUUUAAUUUAUUUUUACUACCUUUCAGCUAACCUAUUUUAAUUUCUGAAAUCUAAAAACUCUGAAGCAUGUUGGUCUUCUCCAGUGCAAAAAAAAGUCCCCUUCAUCAAUAUUCCAUUCUGUUUGCUCUCUCUGUCUCCUCCGUUGUCCUUUUUUCCCUCUUUUAAAUUCUGAAUCCUCGACAAGAUGAUUCCUUAGUGCUAAAUCUGAUCUGGGCAUUGUGCCAAUUGUUGAAAGCUGGCAUCUUGGGAGAUGGGUACUGUAUAUUUUCUAGGUUUUUAGCAGAUUUAGAUGUGGGUUCGCCUUUUCUGGUGGUGAAAAUUUGAGGUUAUUAGGUAAAAGGAGAGCUUUUUUGUUCUCUAUCGAAAUUUGUUUAUUGAAAGUAUUUAAAGGGGAUUAUUCUGAUUGUCAAAUAAUCUUCCUCCUCGUCUCCAAUUGUGGUUUUGUACAUAGAUUUGGGAUAUUGCAAUUGGAUUCUUCUUCAUUUGGGGAGAGGAAGGGGAUUAUUUGUAGCAUAUUUGUUUCCUUUUUGGAUUUGUUUGUGCUUGCUUGAGCAUGUUAUUGUACCUUUUCUCUUUCAAGUAUCCCCAUUUUUGGAUCCUGUAUAGACAAUUUUGAUUAAGUCGUUAGAUUCCUCUUCUCUUGAUGUGAAAUUAAAAGAGUCGGGAGUUACCUUUGUUGACUGAAAAUGAGAUUUUUAAGUCUCAUGGGCAAUUCCUUUGGUUGCUCGGCUUCUGGAGAGAGGCUGGUCUCUGCUGCAAGAGAUGGAGACCUCCAAGAAGCGAAAGCUCUAUUGGAAUACAAUCCGAGGCUCGCCAGAUAUUCGACUUUCGGUGUUCGUAAUUCUCCUCUUCACUACUCUGCAGCACAAGGCCAUUAUGAGAUUGUCUCUCUUUUGGUCGAGUCAGGCGUUGAUAUUAACCUGAGGAAUUUUCGAGGGCAGACAGCCCUAAUGCAAGCUUGCCAAUAUGGUCACUGGGAGGUUGUUCAGAUCCUAAUGCUUUUCAAAGCUAAUAUCCACAAAACAGAUUAUCUCAAUGGCGGAACAGCUCUUCACUUUGCAGCCCUAAAUGGUCACACUCGCUGUAUUCGCCUCCUCCUUGCUGAUUAUGUCCCUAGCAUACCUAACUUUUUGAAUACUAUGAGGAGAACCCAAGAGGUUUCUUUAUCAGAUUUUGAUGAGGAUAGUCUAUCUGAGAUGAUAAACAAAAGGGCAGAUGGAGGCAUCACUGCACUUCAUAUGGCUGCAUUGAAUGGACAUGCAGAGAGCUUGCAGUUACUCCUUGAUUUAGGUGCUUGUGUAACUGAUGUCACUGUUGAAGAUGGGACAACAAUUGAUCUGAUAGGUGCAGGAAGCACAGCCCUUCACUAUGCUGCAUGUGGUGGAAAUGCUGUUUGCUGCCAAGUUCUUAUUUCUAGAGGAGCUAGCUUAAUUGCUCAAAAUGCUAACGGAUGGACUCCUUUGAUGGUCGCUCGUUCAUGGCAUAGAAAUUGGCUUGAGGGUAUCCUAAGCAGACGACCAGAAGGUCGAAUAAAGAUUCUUCCUUCACCAUUUAUCUCCCUCCCCAUGAUGAGCAUCAUGCGAAUUUCUAGGGAGUAUGGGUGGAGACAUACUAUUCAGUCUCCGGCAUGCAUCGAUCCUUGUGCUGUUUGCUUAGAAAGAAGAUGUACUGUGUCUGCAGAAGGAUGUGGUCACGAGUUCUGCACUCGAUGUGCACUGUACCUCUGUUCCACAAACACCGCCAUAGCUUCAUCGGGACCACCAGGCUCCAUCCCGUGCCCUCUAUGCCGAAAUCCUAUCGUCUCCUUCAUCAAAAUACCAGGUCGAAGCCCAGCCAGAGAACAACCAAGAAUGAGUCUCUCGCUCUCUCUUUGUACCACGUGCCCUACUGUUGGCUCGGAGCCAACAGAUACCCCAAUGUGUACCCAGUUGUGCAAACCCGACAUCAGUUGUACCCGAAUCCGACCUGUAAGCUCCUCUUCAUCCUUUCGGUCUCUCAGUUGUCAGAGAUUUCCCUCGAUGAGAUUGAACUCGACUCUGUGUAUGGGAGCAAGCGAUACAAAUUCGUGCCUUGUUAGGUGCCCGAGAUCAGGGUUACGGAGAUCAUCAUCUCAAGGGGAGAGUGGUGGUGGUAGUAGUAGAAGGUCAUGGUUGUUUUCUUUAAAUCAGCUUUAUGUAACUACUGGAGGCAGCAGUUGAUUCUGUGUUUUACUGUAUUUCUAGUGUGGGUUUUGUAAUUAUAGGACCAUCCAUGAGUGAUUUUGUGUGUUAUGUGUGUUUAUAUGGAGCUAAUUGUUGUCUUAACGAAGCAAGGGUGGAGGAGGGAAAUGGAUGUUUUUUGCACUUGUUUCAAUUUCCCAUAUCGUGUGCAAUUUGAUUGAAAGGUAUUUGUUGACUUA
This is a messenger RNA of Asparagus officinalis (garden asparagus), 2508 nucleotides long. RefSeq names its product probable E3 ubiquitin-protein ligase XBOS32. Gene Ontology annotation, molecular function: protein binding. Bases 797 to 2308 code for a protein of 503 amino acids. The record is from RefSeq and is a predicted model, not a curated record. The transcript has 10 exons. Lineage: Eukaryota; Viridiplantae; Streptophyta; Magnoliopsida; Asparagales; Asparagaceae.